Molecule: messenger RNA, 2153 nt
Organism: Phalaenopsis equestris
Lineage: Eukaryota; Viridiplantae; Streptophyta; Magnoliopsida; Asparagales; Orchidaceae
Exons: 7
Coding region: 456-1946 (496 amino acids)
Biological process (GO): regulation of asymmetric cell division
Source: RefSeq, a predicted model, not a curated record
CACCCGUCUCCCUCCGCGCCAACCCACGCCCAACUCGUGCACCCCUGCAAAGCACCCAGCCUGCUGCAACCUUACCGUUGGACGAUUCACCCUUUCUCCGCCUCUCAUCGGCUGCCAUAUCGCCAUCUCAUGCAACUUUAUUCCACGUGGAGUAAGCAUCUAUCGAUUGCAUUCAAUUCCUUCAGACGAAACCUGUAGCAGAUCAUCCCAGUCUCUCUCGACCAAUUAAUGCAAACCCUAUCUAUCUCUUGAAAGCGGCUUACGAUCGAAUCAGAAGAAAAAUUGUCGAUGAAGCAAUCGAUGAUGGAAGUCGUUUUCCUGCUUCAGGAAAUUGAGCUCCUGGAAUUGAUAUCGGAGAUUGGAUCUGAUCUGAAAGCCAAAGAGCGGAACGGGUGACACUUUUAAGUUUCGUUUGUGGGUCCAAGGACUACCAUGCAUUAAAGCGUUGUAACAUUAUGAAACUUGGUGGAGCUCCCUUGGAUCAAUGCAUGAAGUUACUUACCACACAUCAUAAUUUGCAUUGGGCCUUGUCAAUGACAUUAAUAGACACAAUUUUUGGGCAGGUGGAUGAUGCACAGCCUCCAUAUGACAGCAGUGACCAUGCCUCAAAAAUGACUUCUGAUUAUAACAAGCAGUUCACAUCUGAUAUCCCAAAAUUAGAUGAUCGCGGUGGAAAAAUAGAGCAAGAUGUUAUGUUAGAUGCUAUAGAGGGAAAAGUUUGCAAAUCUAUAGAUCUAUCUCAAACUAAUAAUUUCAAUAAUGAGAGCGACAGCAGAGCCGCUCCAUGUCCUUAUGCUACUUCUGAAACCGGCUUGAAUGUCCAAGAAGAUAUGUUUUAUAUGGACAAAACUGUUACUGAUAUUGAACAACCACAUAUGGCAGCAUCUACCAAAGCUGCUCCUACUAUCAAGGACAUUUGUAUUGAUGAAGGCGUGCAAAUGUUUGAGAAAAAAUUUUCUUGCUGGAACUUUCCUAGAGUGAAUGGCAAUAGUGAGGAAACAAGAACAAAAGUAAACUCCGAAGAUUUGAAGCCCAUAUCAACUAAUGAAGGGCUUGGUUCUUUGGAGAAAAUUGUGGAAAGAAAUGUUGGAGAUAAAGAAACUCUUUUAGUUGCUGAAUAUCCGGUUAAACAAUGUCAUUGUAGCAGUGCAGUUAGUGAGAAGAAGUUAUUUGAUACAACAGAAACCACUUCAACCAUACCUUAUGAAGAGGUCAUUGACCAGAGAUCACACAUUUUAGAAGAUAUUAACACCAAUUUUCCUCGAGUGGAUUCAUCUAGCCAUAAUGAUGGCACUUCUGAGAAGCAAGAUCCGGGGCAAAAACUUGAUCAGGUCUCAGAAGAAGAGGAAGAUUUGACAACCAUGGCUGCUUCCUCUCCUGAUAAAGCUAAAGAAAGCAAGCCGAUUGCAGGAACAGUUUCUGGCGACAAGGAUCUAUUUGAAAAAGAGAAAACAUCACAAUUUGUUGUUAUUUCUAAUGAAACCAAAUCAGAUAGAAUUGAUAAUACCAGUGGGACUUCUGAUGAUCCCAAAAUUGAUGUUGUGACUCACACUUCUGAUUUGGGAGCUGGAGACCCAUCUAUCGUCGGCAACGAGAACAGAGUUGUAAACAACCAGCAGGGCCCCCAGUCUCAAAAUUAUGUUGAAAAUGAAGAUCCAGUAAGCGAUGGCGCAACCUCAGCUCGAAGUUCAUUUUCUCAACUUGCUCAUGGCGACAUGAAUCCGCUCGGACCUGCUAAUUUUUCUGGCUCAAUAACGGCUAGUCAUACUCAGCAGUCUGGGAACAUAUCCCUUCGGUCUGAGAGCAGCACAACCAGUGGCCAGUCCUUUGCCUUUCCAGUACUCCAACCUGAGUGGAGCAGUAGCCCUGUAAGAAUGGCGAAAGCUGACCGCAGACAUUUGAGAAAGCACCGAUGGAGAACGGCUCUUACAUGCUGUAAAUUCUGAUUGCAGAUUCUGUCUUCAUUAUUUAAGCAAGUUGGUCAAAUUUUCAUUAGUAUUAAGUGAUUUGGAAGAAAAUUUUAUGUUUUUUUUUUUCUCUUUUUUUGUCUCGUCUCUAUAUUUAGCUUAAGCAGCUGGUGGCUGUGCCAUUGAAAUAUAGUAUUGUUUGUGUAGAAUAAUCGGUUUCCUGGUUGUAUACUUAUUGGUUUGGGA